This is a messenger RNA of Tripterygium wilfordii, 906 nucleotides long. RefSeq lists its product as uncharacterized. The record is from RefSeq and is a predicted model, not a curated record. Bases 1 to 906 code for a protein of 301 amino acids. The transcript has 3 exons. Lineage: Eukaryota; Viridiplantae; Streptophyta; Magnoliopsida; Celastrales; Celastraceae.
AUGACCAAUUUCAAUUGGGAAAUUGGCAUGAAAUUUACCACUAGGGAGAAAUUUGUUGAAACUGUGUCAUCAUAUGCAGUUUAUUGUGGAAGGAAAAUGAAGUGGGAGAAGUUGGACCAUAUUAGGGCCAGAAGCCAAAAAAAGGCUAUGGAGGUAGUUCAAGGGAGUCAUAAACUACAAUUCAAGAGGCUGCAUGAUUUUUGUUUUGAGGUGUUGAGAUCAAAUCCUGGAAGCAGUUGUAGUGUAUCUGCAAUCUUACCUUCGUCAGAAGGACCAUCAAGAAGUUUGAUGCCUGUUUUUGAUAAUAUUUACAUAUGUCUUGAAGCAUGCAAGAAAUCAUUUGCUACAUGUAGACCAAUAAUUGGAAUUGAUGGUUACUUUCUCAAAGGAAUUUACGGUGGACAACUACUAACAGCAGUAGGAAGGGACCCUAAUGACCAAAUGCUCCCCAUUGCAUUCGCUGUUGCUGACAAGGAAACAAGGGCAACAUGGAGAUGGUUCCUUCAGAGACUCCUCGAAGAUAUUGGUUCACACAGAGAUCAUAGAUGGACAUUUGUUAGUGACCAACAAAAGUUGAAGGAACUAAUGUGGAAGGCUGCAAAAGCAACAUAUCCACAAGAAUGGCUAAGGGUAAUGAGAGAAAUUGAACAGGUCAACACUAGUGCUUUUGCUAUACUAAUGGGUAUUGAACCCAGAUUCUGGACUAGGUCCCAUUUCAAUGGUUAUCCUAAAUGUGAUACAUUGGUUAAUAACAUGUCGGAGACAUUCAAUAGUGUUAUUUUGGGUGCUAGGGAGCUUCCUAUAGCUUCAAUGUUGGAAGCAAUCAUAAACUAUUUAAUGAGCAGAUGGGCAGACAACAGAGAAAAGAUUCAUAAAUUUGAAGGCAAUGUCCUUCCAAGGAACUAG